Messenger RNA from Nerophis lumbriciformis (worm pipefish), 2420 nucleotides. RefSeq names its product transmembrane protein 35 (gene tmem35). Gene Ontology annotation, biological process: positive regulation of protein localization to cell surface; chaperone-mediated protein complex assembly. The record is from RefSeq and is a predicted model, not a curated record. Gene Ontology annotation, molecular function: acetylcholine receptor regulator activity. Lineage: Eukaryota; Metazoa; Chordata; Actinopteri; Syngnathiformes; Syngnathidae. Gene Ontology annotation, cellular component: endoplasmic reticulum.
UGAGCAGCGAGGAUCACUAUUUGGCAAGACCAUUGAUUUGCAUCGUCGUCACUUGCAAAGAUGCCCUCGCCGAGGACGCUCACCGUCAUGGCGCUCUCCUUCGCCCUCGGAUUCUUCUUCCUCUUCAUGGGAACCAUCAAACUCACGCCCAGGCUCAGCAAGGACGCCUACAGCGAGAUGAAAAGGGCAUACAAAAGCUACGCCAAGGCCCUGCCAGGCCUGAAGAAGAUGGGCAUCAGCUCCGUGCUGCUGCGAAAGAUCAUGGGCUCCCUGGAGGUGGGCUGCGGCGUGGUUCUCACCCUGGUGCCGGGCAGACCCAAGGACGUGGCCAACUUCCUGCUGCUGCUGGUCAUGCUGGCCGUGCUCUUCUUCCACCAGCUGGUGGGCGACCCCCUCAAGCGCUACGCCCACGCCCUGGUCUUCGGCAUCCUGCUCACCUGCCGCCUGCUCAUCGCUCGCCAAAGCGAGGAGCGGGAGGAGAGCCGGGAGGAGCAGCAUCAGCAGCAUCAGCAGCACGUCAACGACCAGGAGAAGAACAAAGUCAAGCAGUCUUAGGGGAGGAAACUUGGAACUGGUGACCACUGGUCCUCAACAUGACUGACAACAAUUAUACCUGCCCACUCAUUCCAUUGUCUAAACCAUCUCGGCUCUAAAUGGUCUUCAACUUUAUAGUGUCUUCAACCUGCCCACUAAUUCCAUUGUCCAAACCAUCUACAUCUAAAUGGUCUUCAACUUCAACUUUAUAAUGUCUUCAACCUGCCCACUCAUUCCAUUGUCCAAACCAUCCAUCCAUCCAUCCAUCUUCUUCCGCUUAUCCGAGGUCGGGUCGCGGGGGCAGCAGCAUUAAGCAGGGAAGCCCAGACUUCCUCUCCCCAGCCACUUCGUCCAGCUCUUCCUGUGGGACCCCGAGGCGUUCCCAGGCCAGCCGGGAGACAUAGUCUUCCCAACGUGUCCUGGGUCUUCCCCGUGGCCUCCUACCGGUCGGACGUGCCCGAAACACCUUCCUAGGGAGGCGUUCGGGUGGCAUCCUGACCAGAUGCCCGAACCACCUCAUCUGGCUCCUCUCGAUGUGGAGGAGCAGCGGCUUUACUUUGAGCUCCCCCCGAAUGACAGAGCUUCUCACCCUAUCUCUAAGGGAGAGCCCCGCCACUCGGCGGAGGAAACUCAUUUCGGCCGCUUGUACCCGUGAUCUUGUCCUUUCGGUCAUGACCCAAAGCUCAUGACCAUAGGUGAGGAUGGGAACGUAGAUCGACCGGUAAAUCGAGAGCUUUGCCUUCCGGCUCAGCUCCUUCUUCACCACAACGGAUCGAUACAGCGUCCGCAUUACUGAAGACGCCGCACCGAUCCGCCUGUCGAUCUCACGAUCCACUCUUCCCCCACUCGUGAACAAGACUCCGAGGUACUUGAACUCCUCCACUUGGGGCAAGAUCUCGGCUCUAAAUGGUCUUCAACUUUAUAGUGUCUUCAACCUGCCCACUAAUUCCAUUGUCCAAACCAUCUACAUCUAAAUGGUCUUCAACUUCAUAAUGUCUUCAACCUGCCCACUCAUUCCAUUGUCCAAACCAUCUACAUCUAAAUGGUCUUCAACUUCAAAAUGUCUUCAACCUGCCCACUCAUUCCAUUGUCCAAACCAUCUACAUCUAAAUGGUCUUCAACUUUAUAAUGUCUUCAACCUGCCCACUCAUUCCAUUGUCCAAACCAUCUACAUCUAAAUGGUCUUCAAAUGUAUAGUGUCUUCAACCUGCCCACUCAUUCCAUUUCCCCAAACCAUCUCGGCUCUAAAUGGUCUUCAACUUUAUAAUGUCUUUAACCUGCCCACUCAUUCCAUUGUCCAAACCAUCUACAUCUAAAUGGUCUUCAACUUUAUAAUGUCUUUAACCUGCCCACUCAUUCCAUUGUCCAAACCAUCUACAUCUAAAUGGUCUUCAACUUUAUAAUGUCUUCAACCUGCCCACUCAUUCCAUUGUCCAAACCAUCUACAUCUAAAUGGUCUUCAACUUUAUAAUGUCUUCAACCUGCCCACUCAUUCCAUUGUCCAAACCAUCUACAUCUAAAUGAUCUUCAACUUUAUAAUGUCUUGAAAAGGCUGACUGAAGUCUUCAAAGUGAAACAAUUAGCGCAUGUUUUGAAGUGAAGAUGAUGACAAAUCAGACAUAUCAUCAGAUGCAAUACCACAGGACUACUUUACAACAUGUGUUCCCUCCUUUUGAGUGUUUGCAGAAUUGUGCAUGAACGUGGUCUCCUCCUAAUGCUAGUAAUGUGAUGCAACAUAGUUCCACUGCUAUGUCUCCUCCUAAUGUGGUGCAACAUAGUUCCACUGCUGUGUCUUUGUCCUCAGAUGGUCUCUUCAAGGUUCCCUGGAGGACCAGCCUUCUGUUCUUCUCUUUCUGUAAAUGCUCAAAGUAAAAACCCUGAUUGAA